Molecule: messenger RNA, 3009 nt
Organism: Ctenocephalides felis (cat flea)
Lineage: Eukaryota; Metazoa; Arthropoda; Insecta; Siphonaptera; Pulicidae
Gene: Akap200
Product: flocculation protein FLO11
Exons: 8
Coding region: 418-3009 (863 amino acids)
Source: RefSeq, a predicted model, not a curated record
UAUAUACUAGUGAAACUAGUUUGUUCUUUUAUAACGGAUUGUUUAUAUUUGUCGCAAACGCGAAUAAAAUGUGCAUGUGGUAAAUAUAUGUGAUAACGCCCGUUACGAUAUUUAAUUCCUAGUUAGUAUAUCUAUGCAGACGUGAAUACGAACGUAGCAGAGUGGAUACAACCCCGAUUGUAUGUUUAUAGGUUUCAUUGAAACUAACGCAAAGUUAAUAAAUUGUUUAUUGUUAAUAAUCGUGGGUGCCACUAAUAGUGUUUUAGUACAAGUUGAAAACAUUAUCUAACAAUAUUUGGAUCGUUCGAUAGUGUGACGAUUUCCACCGUAGCCAUUUUUUAUACAGUUUUAUAAAUUUUUUACCUACGUGAAAUCACCACAUAAUUUUGAUCGAGUAAAUCGUUAAAUUUUCACACGAUGGGUGCGAGACAAAGCAAGAGAUCAGUCGAUAUAACGACGGCAACCGGCGCAGCAUCCGAGAGCGGGGGCGAUGUGGUCGCCGGAAAAUUGGGAAAACUCGAAGAUGGCGCGGUUGCUGGCGAGCCUGCUGCCACUAAGCAAAAUGGAGACGCUGUGUUAAAGGAAAAAGAACGUCAAUUGGAAUCUGGAACGCCUGAGAAUGAAAAAGAUUCGAGCACCGAAAAGGGUUUAUUGGUGCCACCUGCGGCUUCAGACAGCGCAACCACGCCGGCGGCCGUUGAGAACGGUCUCGGUGAUGCCACUCCCGAUGAAAUGCCCACGGAAAAAAUUGGUACAUCUUCUGAAGAACCCCAAAGCCCAACCUCUCCUUCUGAAGAUACAUCAGAAGUAGCAUCUCCAACUUCCCCAACGUCCCCAACUUCUGGUGAUGAGAAACAGACUGAAAAGAAGAAAGAGAAAAAGAAGAAAUGGUCCUUCCGUAGCAUCUCUUUCAGCAAAAAGGACAAACAAAAGCCUUCCAAGAAGCAACAGCAACAGGAAGAAAAUGGGGACAUUGAAAAGGUUCCUGAAGAGGGAGCUGAUGAAAAUGCAGCAGCUGCUGCGCCUGCCGGUGACGUGCCCGCGGCCGCUUCUCCUAAAGAAGAAAUAACUAAGGAUGAGACUUCUGCACCUCAGAGUGAAGUAAUCAAAUCUGAAGAGGCUCCAGCACCCAAAGUAACAGAGUCUACAGCAGAAAAGACAAAUGAAGCCGUGAAAACACCAGUUGAAGAUAAAUGUGAAAAACCAGUUGCACCUAUUGCAUGUGAGGCAGCUUGUGAAAAACCUGCAACUUGUGAGAGUAAAGAAGUUAAAGAUCCAGUACCAGCAGAACCUGUUCAGACAUUAGAAGCAGCCCCAGCUGCGGAGCCAGUUGAACAUGUUACAUCAGCAGCUGAAAAUAAAGUUGAAGAGCCGGCAAAAACAUAUGUAGUUGCUGAAGUUCCAGUUCCAGAAAAUGUUGAAGCCAAACAGGAACCGGAAUCUCUACCUCCUCCACCAGUUGAGGAACAGAAAGAGGUUUGUGAUCAUACAUCACCACCCCCAUUACCAAUUUCCUCACCCCCUUCCCAAGUAACAGCUUUCGCAGAGGCUAUGUUGGCAUCUGAUGAUGUUGCAACUUCAGCUGUAAUUCAGCAACAAGAAACUUCUAUUUCAAAAGAAACUGCACCCUCAGUUGCCGAUAAAGUAGGAGAAAGUGAUAUAAAAGAUAAAUUACCAGAACCUGAAACUGCUCAUUCUGCUAUUCAAGUUGUAAUUCAACCUGAAACUCCAAUUCUUGCACCUUCUGAUUCACCUAUGAUAGCUAAAGAUGAACAAAUUGCGGUCCAACCGGUUGCAUCCGAACAGCCCGCAGCCCCCGCACCUCUUUCUGAACAGCCCGCAGCCCCCGCACCUCUUCCCGAACAGCCCGCAGCCCCCGCACCUCUUCCCGAACAGCCCGCAGCCCCCGCACCUCUUCCCGAACAGCCCGCAGCCCCCGCACCUCUUCCCGAACAGCCCGCAGCCCCCGCACCUCUUCCCGAACAGCCCGCAGCCCCCGCACCUCUUCCCGAAAAACCUGCAGCCCCCGCACCUCUUCCCGAACACGCACCCAUUCCCGAACAGCCUGCAUCCCCCGCACCUAUUCCCGAACAGCCUGCAGCCCCCGCACCUAUUCCUGAACAGCCUGCAGCCCCCGCACCUAUUCCCGAACAGCCUGCAGCCCCCGCACCUCUUCCCGAACAGCCGGCAGCUGCUUCUACAUGUGAACUUCCGGUAGCUACUUCUGUUAUUGUUCCAUCCGAAGUGCCUGACUUGGCUCAAAAUGAAGUGCCUGUUCUCUCUGAUGCCAAUGUGAUAAAAACUCAAGUUGCCCCGAUUAUUCCUCAAACAGAAAUUCCAGAAGCUAAACAAGAAGUAUCAGCCACAGUUAAUGAAUGUGAUACAAUGGUGCAGGCGCCGAAAAUUGAUUCAACUGAAAAAGUUGUAGAAGAAAAAGACUCCAGCAAACAAAUUGAUGACGAUUUACCUUCACCUCCUCCAUCACCAGCAUCUGGAUAUGAAGCUCAAUUAAAUACUGAUUCGAUAACAACUAAAACUGAAUCAGGAGAAAAUUUACCAUCACCGCCUCCUUCUCCCCUAUCAGCUCAGGACACUUCAGUUUCAGAAUCUGUAGCAGCUAACACAAUCACAGAGGAUCAGUUGCCUUCACCACCUCAAUCACCUGAGAUUUCAAAUCGAGAUGAUAAACCAAAAGAGGUAACGGUGGGAUCUUUUGAUGAUCUCGCUCCCUUGCCGCCACCGCCUACAGUGGCAACUGAAGGGCAAAAUGGCAACAUUAUGUGUCCUCCAUCUCCACAUGAAAUGAGCAACGGAGUCUCUGAGAAACAGCCAGCCCAACAGGAAAAAUCAAGUGACAUGGCAGAGGUUUCGGCUACUGAAAGUACGUUAAGUGAUAUGAGCAUCACAAAAGAUAUUACAGAAAAAAUUGCAGACAUGAUGCUAGAUGAUGUUCCUCCAGUCGAUAUACCUGUACCAACAGAAUCAACAGUGGCCAUUGCUGAAAAUUAA